This is a messenger RNA of Cinara cedri, 22518 nucleotides long. The record is from the annotation of a GenBank genome assembly. Lineage: Eukaryota; Metazoa; Arthropoda; Insecta; Hemiptera; Aphididae.
AUGAUUUGUCGAAACGUUUUUUCUCUGAUAAUUGUGUAUUUGUUCGCAUUGGCGAGUUUAUCGUUGGCGGCCACGAGAAUCAUAACAGGUAAGGUAUUAUACCGAAUUAUUGAUUAUAAAUAGGUACCUAUUUAUAUCUAUAUCGAUCACGGAUACCUAUAUUAUCAUUACAGAUGAGUGUCUGUGAUAUGUGAUUAUAACCUUUUUUUGAUACGUUGGUUACUGUAAUAUUAAAAAAAUAAGUCACUUCUGCCUAUUGGAAAUUAUUCAAAUGUCAGUUUUAUAAUUUAAACAUUCCAAAUAUAACUUUUUUUUUUUAAUCAAACGAUAUAUAUUGAAUAAUAUUUUACAACACAAAAUAAUUAAUAUUGUCAGAAACUUGACAUAUAUAUUAUAUAAUUACCUUUAUCCUAUAAUUGCUUAAAAAUAUUAAUAUAAGACGUUUAUUAAUGAAAAAAAAAAAUAUACAUUAAUUCAGCAGCGAUUCGUUACCAUAAGUUUUUGUUUCAUUUCUAGCUAGUUGGUGGGUAUUUUAUUUUUUAUUUUCCAUGCAGUUUAUUAUUAUUUUUAUAAAUCUAUGUCGCCAAGAUAACCAACAAGUCAAAUUUAAUUUUGAUUCCUAAAAACCAAAACUUUGUGUAAAACUUUUUAGGGUUGAAAUUUUCAAAAAUCCCUUCUUUUUGUACAUCUUGAUCAUUAGAAGAAUCACUGUUCUAGAUUGCAAGUUUAAAUGUUUUGUAGUGUUUAAGAAAUAGCGAUGAAUGAGUGAGUCGUAUAUACAUAUAUACGAUGUAUACCUAUAUAAUUUCUUAGUGCGUAUUUUAAAAUUGUACUACAAAAAUAAAAAUGCAUAUACAUUGCUGAAAACAUUGAAAUUAUCGUAUAAAUUUUCUAUAUAAAUAUAUAACUACCCGUGUUAAGUGUUAAUUUACUACAAAUUUAUAACUCUACAGUUUUUGCUUUAUACAUUAUAUAUAUUUAGGUAUCGUAGGUUGAAUUUAUUUGUAGAUUUCAAAAUUAUCGAAAUAUCGCGAAUCACACUAAAGGAAACAAAAACGCGCGGGAAAGUGGGAAAAUACUAUGGUUUAACUAUAUAAAAUAUAUAAAGAUUAAUAUAUUCGGAUGUUGGAGCUUUUUUUUUUUUUUGCUCGUUGUGUUUAUUGAGUCUUGUCGAUGUUGUGAAUUCGAGCUUUCUGCGAGAAGCACACCAGUACCUAUACGCCAAACUAUAUAUUAUAUUAUUAUAUUUCGCUCCGGUAAACUUUCUAAUAUUAACGCUUUUUUGAUGGUACACGGAUCGUCGAAAAAACAAGAAAAAAAAGCCUACAAUAAUGAAAAAAACAAUAAACAAUGCGGCGGCGGUGAUGCGAUCGGCUCAUAUUAUGAGAACUAUCGCAGUGUUAUUAUACCGGCCCGGAACAAAUAAUCGAUUGUAUAAUAAAAUAUAUUAUCCUUAUUGUUUGGCAUAUUAUAACCGCCGCAGUGAGUCACGACCUCCGUCCCGUGCGUAUUGAACGGCAAAAACGAUAUUUUCCGCGACGGACGAUCGCCGAAUAAUCGCGAUUGAACUUGACAGCCGACCAUUGUUUAUUAUUAUAAUAUUAUUGUGCGACGUUCAUAUACACGGUAUUAUAUUGUUACAUUAGGUAUAUAUUAUAAUAUUAUUGCAUUCGAGUAGACGCCCGAAACGGCUCAGGGAUACGGAUCGGAGGUUUCCGGUAUACCUAUACACCGGGUGCGUUACGCAAGCGACCGGUCGACGACGGUGAAAGCUGGGCACAUCUGCUUCGGCCCGUAUUAUACGAGCAUACAGUAUGUAUUAUAAUACUCAUGUAACUUGUCGAACUGUUUGUUUCUGAGCGAAAAAUAUGCAAUAAUAAUAAAUACCGAACGCGUAGGAAGAGAAAGCUUGAGAACAUUUCCGAGAUACGACACUGCACUGUGAAAAUAAUAAUAAUAAUAAUAUUAUAUUAUAUAUAGAUAUAGUUGAUGGAAAAAAAAAACGCACGUAUAUACUUACAUUCGAUAUAUUCGGUACGCGUGCAGUGUGUACCUCUUGACUAUACGGUGAAAGUUGAGAGUUAAUCAAGGUUACGAUAGAUAUGAUAAUUUAUUAUACUCGUACUUCCGUUCGAAACAUCUCCGCGCGGUCAAAGGUGCCCCGGUCGGUAGAUAAUUGACAUCAUCGCGGGCAUUAAAAUAUUAUGAAUACGUAUACACGUGCACUUCCGAUUUGUCGAUACGGUGAAAACAGAAAUGAUCAAUACGUAUAAUAUAGUUACUAAUAUGUGGAAGGUGCCGUUUAUACGUAUUUAGCAUGGCCAUUAUAGUAUUCAAUGCAUGCAAGCAAACAAAAGUUUUCAUAUUUUACGGUACGUAAAAAUUACAAAAUCGUAUAGGAACAGAAAUAAUUCUAUAUACUUUGUGUUUUGUUUGUUUGUUUUAUUUUAUUUUUAUUUUUUUUUUUUUUUUGGUACCUAUUUCGAAGCGUUUCGAAUAAUAUUAACCGUGUUAAUAAUGUUUUUUUUUUUCCGAACAAUACACACUAAUACGUAUUAUUAUCUUUUGGGCAGCCAUCACACGAAUAGCCGAAUUACCUUGUGCUAUUUAUAUUAUAAUUCUUUAAAUAUCACACCAUCUUCAUUCUUCCGGCGAUAUUUUAUAAUAAUAUUAUAUUUUAACAAUUGCCAGCGUGUCCUUCGCUCUUGCGCUCGUCUUAUGGAGAUUUUUGUUUUUUAAUACGAUUGAAACACUGGGCCGGGUAUAGGAAAUCUUUUGAACUACAGCAGAAGAUAUAUGACCUAGCUUCUAUAAUACACGAAUUACCUAUAUAGGUAGGUUGUAUAUACACGGACACAGCACAAUAUACAAUGGAUCUAGUUCAAAUCAGUUUUCAUUCAAAAAGUUGCAUUGUUUUCCGUUUCGCGGUCAUUUAACGUUACAGCUAUUUUUUAUUUCUACUUAUUUAAUUUUGACUCGAGCGUCUACAUUUUUGUACGAGAGAAACGGUCUAGGUGUGUUCGAAAAUGUUUAGAACAAAAUAUCAUAGAAAAAGUGUACAAAAAGACUUUUCAUGAAUAACAGUGGGCCCAAGAGAUCCGCAAUAAUUUGUCCGCUUAUUCUACGACUAAUAAUUCGAGUUUCAGUUGUUUAUAUACUCUGACAGCGUUAAUUAUCAUAUAGGUGCAUUUCAAAUUUCGAAAAUAAAAAAAUUAACGCCCUUCACAAUUUAUGAAGGCUUCAUCAUAUUAUAGUAAUAUGUAUUUAAUAAUGUUACAACCCACGAAAUUUGUGUUAAACACAUACUAUUAAGUUAAAUUGCUAUACAUGAAUUUGAUCGUAGAAUAAACGACAUUGAACAUUAUCAUAAUAAUAAUAAUUUCGUACAGAUAACAUUUAGAAAUGUAUUUCAUUAAUCUGUAGGAUGUAUUACAGGUAUUACUUACCUAUCCUAUAAUAUUAUAUAGGUACCUCUAUAAUACCAAACACUUUCCAUUUAUUAUAACAUUAUUAUGUACCUAUGUUUACAAAUCAAAACCGGUUAAUUCACUUUCGUUGAAUAAUUAUUUUAUUUUAUAAUUGGGAUUACUUGUUUGAUUAUAUUUUGUUGUUUAUACGCAGGUGCCUUCUUCAUACAACCGUUUGGAUAUUACGAUUACGCAAUUGAUUACAAUGUUUAAUACGAAAAAUUCUGUUUAAUUAACAAUUAAAAUUGUAUAUAUUAUAUUAUUGCACUAUGUAUAAUUGGUAAACAACGGCGGUCGUCCGCGAUAUUUUUAUUAUUACAAUAAUGUUUAUACUGGUGUUUAUAACCGCUACUGCGUCAUGUAAGGUACGCCGGGUAGGUAGUUUUACCAAGGUGUAUAUAGUUAUUGUAACAAGUGUAAAAUGUCACGGAUAUUAAACAUCGACCGACACAAUUAUUCCACAAUAUUCAACAACCUAGGUUAUUGGGGCAAUUGUCACAGUUUGUUAACACGUAUCUACCUAUAUACCCGUGCCUGCCUACCUACAUUCUAUUAUUAUUUUUUAUUUUUUCUGAACCAUCGUUUUUAUAAUAGACGAUUGUGUAACCGUCAAGAUUGUUUUAUUAUGACCUGUACGGCGCUGAAUCGUCGACCGGAUUUAUUUAAAUGCCUAUACCUAAUAAAAAUUAUGCUUAGACACCACACAAAUCGCGACCGGCUAAAACCGCCGUAAAAUUAUUCAAAUGACAAACAAAUACGCGGGUUCCCGUGGUAUAGACGGUAAUAAUAAUAUUAUUAUACAAUAUAAUUUUAUGGCGUGAAAAACCGGAAACGGUCGUGUAUAAAACAAACAUUUUAAUAGGGCCGAAAUUAAAUUUCAUACUAUUGCAAAACGUAAUCCGCUGCGGAGUGCAAAGUCCCUGGGGAUGAGUUCCGAUUUAGUCAAUUUUUCAUUGGCGAGUGUUUACGAAUUCGGGGGUCACUUGUCUGCGUGACGAACAAAUACCCUGCAACUGUGUUUGACGCAUUGAAACAAAGAAAUAAAACAAACGAAUGGACCUUUCAGAUAUUCAGAUCGUAUCAGUACUCGAAGUGAAUAAAUAGAUACAUGGGUUAGAUACAUAAAUACAUAAUAUACCUAACUCACUUAAAUUAAAAUAAUAAUGGAUUUGGAUAAAUAAAAAAUGUACGUUUACCAAAUACGGACAGUAAUCGCCUGAUCACUGAAAAAAUUUCUAAUAGAUGACGGUUGAACGUUAAAGUUUACUUCGAGUUUUUCACUCAAAGUCGAUUAUUAAUGAGCAAAUAAAUGUAUAUUUUCCAGGUGGUAUUUGAUAUUAGCCAACAUUUUCAAAAAAAAAAAUAAAAAUAUUCCAUUUUUUAUUAUUUUUUUUUUUUCAUGAAACUUCUAUAGAUAUGUACUACAAUAGAUUUCCCACUCAUAGAUAAGGCGUUUUAAUUUUUAAAAUUGGAACCUAUAGAUAAUUUUAUUUUGAAACUGUACCACGUAGUAGAUAGUAUACAAGUACCUAUUAUACGAAAAUAGCGAAUUUGACACGUUUCGUAAUAAUUUUAACAAAUUGUAUCACGAUACCAAUAUGGUAAAAAAGGAUUAAUAUGAUUUUACAUUUUUCGAGAGAAAAAAAAAUCCAUAUUUACAACAUUUUUAAUGUUGUUUAGUGAACAAAUUUACCAUGAUGCAAUACGUCCGGAAACUUUUUAAGUAAACGAUAGUAAGGCAUAACGACCGUGUGUAACGUACCGUAUGUAAUAACUGAGUAGGUAAUUAUUAUUUUGACAUAUACCUAGUUUUUGAACGUUUUUUUUUUUAUUAUUAUUAUUAUUAUUAUUAUACAUAUGUAUAUAUAAUAUAUAUUGACUGCAUGCCACAACGACCGCAAUUACAUAAAUAAACUUAAACUAAGCAUGUACAAACACGUUGUAACGUUAACAGUCGUGUAAUGUAGUAAAAAAAAAAAAAAAAACAAAACCCGUGAACAGCAGAUUUUCGUUAUUAUAUUGUAUAGUCGAAUUUUUUCGCCAGCUAUUUAGCAUUAUAGAAAUAUUUUUUUUAAAAUAACAAAUGAACGAAUAUUAUACUACAACACUGUAAUACUAGAAUAAAAAAAAAAAAAAAGGUCAAAUUUGAAGAUUCACAUUGAUAGGGGCGGUGAAAGUUGCAAGUAAACGUUAUGCAUGUAUACAUUAAAUCUGACUUCAUUUGGGAAAUCUCUAGGAAAAGUCCUAAAAUCACACCCAUUCCGCAACAACAAAUGUAUAUUGAAAUUCAACCCGAAUUUAUAUCAUUUUAAUCCGCCUAGCCAUAUGAAUAAACAAAAAUAAAAUCCACUUAUAAAACAAUAAUUACCUACUCUAAUUCCUGAGUUUAAACUAAUUUAGUUCAAAUGGAGCUGUUACAUAGAAGUAUUCAAAAGUAGCACAGAAAUAUGAAAACACUAUAAUGCAGUGACGUAAUCAAGAUUUUUCAAUGGCAAGGAGGGUUAAACUAAAAAAAAAAAAAAUUUUUUGUAAAAUAAAUAAUUAUGUGUUAUACAUAAACAUAAUAUGUAGAUUGUAGGUACUUUAACAGAACAAUAGUAUUUAUUUUUAUAGUUUAAUAAGUAGUGUAAAUAUGCAAUGAUUAUUAUUUUAGUAGUAAUACGUGUUCAAUGCGGAACAUUGUAGUAUUUUUUUCUAUUUAACACGCCCACUGGAGGGGGGGGUGCUGAAAUUUCCUUAGUCCUCCUCUGGAUCGUCACUGAUAGUUUCUAUUUUCGGAGAACAUACAACAAUAUAAAUACUUGUAUUAUGUUAACACUUGAUUUUUUAGCAUCGGCCUAUAACUGAAGACUAUAAGUCCACAUUAUUUUGAUUAAAGAGUUGUAUAUGAGGAGUUUUGUGUGAUUGUUGUUAGAGAUUAAAGUUCAGCAUAUGCAGACGCGUAUUCAAGCGCGAUAAAUUACUAGACCUAGAUAUUUUACAGAUUCAUAUGGUGGAAUUUAAAUAUUGAUGUCUAUGAAUACUCCAGAACAGGACGGUAAAUAUAGAGUGACAGUGAUGCAUAGUGCAUGUUGAUUCGGAGCAAUUAACUUUGCUCAUGACUUUGGUUAGACAUAAGCUCUAGAUAGUUUUGGAGAUUUGAGGAUUCUGUAAUCGAAUCAUUAUGAAUAUUUCCUUAUCGUCUGCAAACUCGACUACAGUUGUACUUGGAGAGAUGGUUGAUCGGAAGCAUAGAUAUUAUAUAAAACUGGCAAAAGAAUUUCACCCUGUGGGAUACCAGCGUUUAUAAUAGCUAUAUCCGAAAGAAAGAGCCAAAUCUAACUUGGAAUUUAUGGUUAGAAAGGUAUGAUUUGAUUGGUAAGUAGUAAGUUAUAGGUAGAAAUUGUUUAUUUUUUCCCGUGAUCUAAAAUAGUAAUUAAAAUAUAAAUACCAAAAAAAAGUGGAACCAACUGGACGGUUUUCUUCCAUCAAAAAUGUUAUCUGCUUUAAAUUCAUUUAUCACAUAUUCUUAUUGUGUCGAAAAAGUACGGAUUAUAUAUUUCGUUUAUAAAAAGAAAAAAUAUGUAUAUUUAUAUGUCAAACAGGUAAUACAAAUAAUAUUACCAUAACGCGAUCUACGGUGACACUACCAUAACAAUAACUUAAAAAUUAACAAAUAUAAAACGAGUGGUGUUCAAGUUUAUAAUAUAAAUAGGACUAGGUGUCUAGGUCAACAAUAGUCAACCAACUUGUAUUAUAUUGGUAUAUACCUAGUAUGUAUAAUAAAUAAUAAAAACAAAAAUUAAAUUGAAAAAUAAAAUCGAUUUUAUCAAUUUGUCAAGCUAAACACUGCAACUCUAGGUAUUAUAAUAGUGUUGCGAAUUAACAUAUUAUUAUUGUUAUUCCCGUUGAACGUAAUUUAACAAAAUAUACAAUAUAAUGUUAUUAUUAUAUUUUUUUUUAUUGUAUAGGUAACCCGUAUAAAAUAUGGUAUUAAAAACAUAUUAUCAUGUUCAACAUUACAAGUAUAUAAUGUAUAGGCAAGGUUUCACGAUCUUUGGGUCACUCAAAUACACUUAAAAAGUUGAAAAAAAAAAAAUGUUUCAAAUUAAAAAAAAAAGCUAAAUCAAGAGAAAAAACGAAAAGCCUAUGAAAAAAAAAAAAAAAAACAUACCUCAGUUAAAGGGAUGUAAUAUAUCACUGCGUCGUGAUUUCGCAUACGAUAACGUAGCCCCCUCGCCUAACUUUGUUUUAAAAAAGAGAAAAAAGAAAAAGAUCUCGUGAAAAAUUGCAUAAACAUCUUGAGUCGCGUAGGUACACACAAAAGUGCAAGAGGACCGUCGACUUAUUCUCUCGCAACUGUCCGCGUACAUAUUUUACUAAAUAUUUUUUACCUAAGUACCCAACAUUUUUGGUUUUUCGAUUUUUCCGAGCAAUCAUUACAGUAUUGACACCUUUUAUUUUGUGUGUGCAGGCCGACCUUCGGGUGUUUGAACUGUAAUAUUCAUAGUACAAUUGAUACGAUCCGCGUUUAGCAACGUCAUUAUAUCGGUACUCAAACGAAACCGCUUAUAUUUCAAAACGUUCGAGCGGAAUUUUUAAACGCUCGUAGCGCGCGCGCGCGCGUAUCGUUCAAUUCGGCGUGCGUUGCGACAUUAUCGAUAUCGGUUGCAUUAUUGUUAUGAUAUUCACCGGAUCAAAACCCGCGACAGUUUCCCAAUAUCACGAGAGUCGCCGUCGUCGUCGUCGCCGUCGUCGUUGUCGUACCCAUUUAUUAUGUUAUUAUACGGUGUAGAUACCGAUACAAUGCGAUAGGAAAUUAUCGUGUUUGAUAACACAAUAUAACGCGUACCUACUCGCCUCUCUCUAUAUAUAUCUAUAUAGGUAUAAACCGCGUUUAUAAACGAUAAUAUUAUAUUGUGAAAACGUUUCGUUUGUCAUAAAAAUUACACCGGCGACAGUCUAGACUCUAGGCCGACCGGUAUUAUAUUAUAGGUAUACGUACACACACAUGCACACACACGCGCACACAAUAUUAUAAUAAAAACAAUACACGAUUAAACUCACAGUAAUACUGCCGACAUAUUUAAUUUUUAACUGUUGGAUACCGAAUUAUUAUAAUCGCGUUCGUAAUAAUACGUUUUAAAUUCUGAGCAAUGAUAUUGACUUUAAACUGUUUUUUUUAAUGUAUAUAUUUUUUUUGUGUGUCUGUGAACGGCUUUUCUACUUAGAAAUAUUCUUCCGAUUUUCAUUUGUAGCGUAUUUUCUAAAAGUGAAAUUAAUCCAGUUAUUAUUGGGGUGGUCUUUUUUUAUUUUCCUUACAGUUUCCUCAACUAUAUAGGGAGAGACGGGAAAGUUUACGGCAAUAUCGAUUUAAAUACUAUUUACAAUUCAGUUUUAAAUAAUCUUGGAGAACUACACUUUUCAGAGAACAGAUAUUUUAAGCCUUUUUCUGACGCGAUACAAUUUUCAAAGUAUAUUCUGGCGAAUUUUUUUUAUUUUGAUAUUCAUCGUAUAAUUAAAUAUAAUAGGAAUAAGAAAAUUUUCGAUUUUUUUUUUUUUAGUUUUUAUUUGUUUUUUGUGAAUACAACUGUUUUGGCCUAGUAGAAAUGUUUGAAAAUUAUGUUCCAAAUUUAGUUUUUUAUCAUAAGCAUUUUAAAUUCAAAUUUUGAUGAAAAUCGUACAAAAAUCAUGGCAAUUCAAAUCAAGUAUUUAAUUAAACGUCGCUCAGAAUUGUUUUUAAUCAACAAUAAUUUAUAAUUUCGUACAAAUAUAAAAUAAAUAACUUGAUAUUAUAUUCUACGUUCCCAAAUUUUAUUUUAAAUUUUAUAUUAAACUAUAUUAUUAAACAAAACAUUCCGAUAGUCUGUUUUAAUCAUGAUAAACACAAUAAUUAUUCUUUAAUAAAACUCUAUAAAAAAAAAAAAAAUCGAUUAAAACUAUUUGGCAAUAUCGUUUUCUAUCCUGGAUAAAGUGCGAACAUAUAAUAUGUAUCUACCCAUUAUAUAGUCGCGCAGAAAUCGGAACGUUCAGCUCUAAUGAUGAUGACUGCAAUGCGUUUAUGGCCGAAUCUAUUUACUUUUUUUGAUUGUGUACGAUUUUCGUGGAUAGAUAAAUGUAAAUGUUGCUUCAUAUUAUAUAUUGUUAUCUAAAAAAAAGGUGUUUUAUACUACUACUCGUACCGGACGACCUUGCAAAACGCUAACCGUUCAAUCACAAUCAAAUAUCGGCCGAUACACCAUAUACUAUUUUAUUAUAUUGUAUUAUGUUUAUCUUUGUACGGGUGAAAGUUUAGUGAAUAUUCUGCUUCUGUUUCAAUAUAUAACGACGGCUAACCAGCGAUCCGCCGUAAGCUGAUUUAUACAAAUUAUUGUACAAAACUGCCGUCGAGAAAACUACACGGAAAAUAGAAAAAUGACCGUUUCAAUGAAAUUUACCAACAAGAUCGAAAAUGCUACAAGAAACUUCGAUCGGAGCCAUAUUGCUGGCAGAAAAUACACGGAACGCAAUACCGCGACUCUUUCGUAUUACAAUAAUAUUAUUAUGUGCGAAGACUCGAUUCCCGAACGCGCUGUAACCUUUUACGUCUUGAUGAUUUUCGACAUUACCGUUUCUAUAUAAAUUGCACAAACGGCCGCGUACAUCAGCAACCAUUGUUCGAGCGCAUUGCAUAACUGUAUAACAUAAACGUACACAUAAUAAUAUAUAUAUAUAUAUAUAAGUAUAGCAUAAUUAUUAUUACUGAUCACAACCAAAUCAAUGUAACUAGGUGCCUAAUUACAAUUAUCGCAUUAAAUGAUAAACAUCAAGAAAUGUCAUCAGGGCCAUUAAAUUAUACGUCAUAUAUAUAAAUAGAUAUGUAUACGUUAUAUACGAGAAAGUAAUAAUAAAUUAUAAAAAUGGUAGAUGAACGGCGAAGAAAAAAACCGUUAUAGCAGCUGUAUAGUGACGCUAGAGUUGUCCUUUAAGUGAUUUAGGCGUAUGGGCAAGUCUGCAAUUUAUAACCAUCACGUCAUAAUAUUGAUACCGGUACCAAGGUAUUCGUAAUAAUAUUAUGAAAUCAAAUUGUCGAAAUCCUAUUUUCAAAUAUAAAUUAUUGUAUUAAAACAAAUACAAAACACUUCGAAAACGCGUGUAAAUGGCGGGGGUGACGAAUUUAUAGGUAUUUUUUAAUAAAAAAAACACGUAUAUAGGCGUACAUAUUUUAUGUAUAUUUUUUUUUUUUGUAUAGGUUAAUUUAAUAUUAAAGACUUGACACUUGACACUUGACAAUUUAUAUAAUAGGUAAACCAUGUGUCAUUUAUUUAUAGCUAUAUUAAAAAAUUACGCAAAUAUUAUAUUAUAAUAUCGUUAUACAAGAUCAUAAUUUCUUUUUGUGGACGUAAUACUAAAAAAAAAAAAAAAAAAAAUGGUUCAUAUUUUGUAGUUGAUUAAAAAUAUAAUUUAUUACAGUACAUCUUUUAAAUUAUCACAUUAAGUCGCUUUAUUGUUAAUUUUACCCAGGAGUGGUUCAAGGAAUUAGAUAAAUGGGGUCACUAAACAAAAUUUCACUUUUCAUAUGCGUUAAAAAUGUAUUCCUAAUAUAAAUUAUAAUUUAUAUAAUUCUUUAUGAGUUCUAUUUUUAAAGCACCUGCACGCUAAGAGAGGGUUUCAGUUCCCAUAGCCGUAUUCACCCCUGAGUAUACCUAUUUGAUAAUAUAUAAUAAGUAUAUCAUUUAUUAAAUAUACCUAUUUUACUAUUGAGUAAAUUUUAAUUAUAUUACAAAAAUUAAAUUAAAGAAUACAAUUAUUAUAUACCUGUUUAUUUUUUAACGGUAAAAAAUAGGUCUAAAUGACGUCAAAUGAGAAAAAAAAAAUCAAAUCAUUAAUUCUAUUUACUAAUAUUUGAUAAUUUAUAAAUUACAGAAUCUCAAAGUAUUCCUCGUCAAAAGAGAAUAAACCCAAACAACAUUAUCGUAAGUAUGAUUUGUAUUUAUUUUUUUUUAAUUAUAAUUAUUAUUUGUAUUAUUAUAAAGAAGAAAUUGAUUUAAUUUGAAUACGUAUUUCAAUUCAAAAAGUAUUCAAUUUAAAUUGCAUAGUAUUAAAGGGCAUUAUAUAUUUUGUAAUGAAGUAUUUUAUUCAUUCGGUUUGGUAAUCAAACUUUGAUCCAAAAUGAAGCGGCCAUAUUUAUUUUAUUAUUUUUUUAAAUAAGUUGAGACAGGGCCUUAACAUAGGGUUCGGUGCCACUGCAUAAACCUUAUUCAUGUUGCAAUUUAAUCAAUUUUGUUAUACAUUUGUCAAAAAUCAUAAUAAUUGCUGCAAAAUAAAAUAGGUACAUACCUACAUAAAAAUAUAUUAAAUAAUAUCAAACACAAUAUUAUUAUGGUGCCUACUUUAAAAAAAUCUGUGAUAUCUCACGGAUACAUUAAAUGGAAAUGAUAAUAUUGUUGCAUCUUGUGUCUACGGCAAACAUUAUAGCCGUAAAAUGUAUAGCAAAUAAUACACUUUUGUUUUCAUUUGUGACUUCGUGUUGCGUAUCCUGUGCUUUUUAUCGUAUUCUGAUUGACCGUUGUAAUUCGGGUAACAUUCAGUAGCCAAGACGUACCGGAAAAUGUCCAGAGAUGGGCUGGUUUCAAUUUUUCUCUCAUUUAGGUUGAAUGGUCAGUUUAUUUUUAGAUGUUAUCAGUAUAACGUAUUAUAAUAUAUUUGCGAUACGACACACGUCGUCGCUGAAUUAACGCCUAAACAAACGCGAAUAUAAAUUUAAAAAUUGUUUCUGUUGUUAAAUAAUUAACAUGUAUUACAUUACCCACCCUUUGUACGACUAUUCUCCGGUUCUCCGUCAACUAGGUCUAUCGACUCUAGCUGUUAUAAGAAUAGACAAUAACAUAAAGUUCCUCCAGAAUCUUAUUGGCGGUUUUGCUUAUGCUUCUUUCCGUUAUCAAUUUCUCAACAGUUAUUAACAGUCUCGCCUCUCGUUCAGCCCGGUCUAUCGCACUAUUUACCAUUGCUAACCGUUCCGCUGUUGUUACAGUUGGAAUAAUCUAAUCGACCGUCUGGCACGUCUAUAGCUAACGCUCGUCCUUCUUUCCUGUUUUCAACCGGAUACUUAGUUCCGUCUCGUUACCACUGCCAGUGCUUUUUGUUGUAUACAAUAUAAUAUUAUGUAAAUCUGCCCACAAUUACUACAUACUUUGAGCCGAGCCCCCGCGCGUAUUUCAUAAAUAAAUAAUAAUAGUAAUUUAUAUGAUAAUAAUUUAAAUUUAAAUUUAAUCAUAAUUUUAAGUGAAAUAUUAUCAAAAUCUAUGGUAUUUAUGUACCGUUUAAAUAACAUAUUAUAAUAUUGUUGCCAAAAUAAUGGACUUAAAUUAAUUUUUAAAAUAAUACAAAUUGUGCAGAGUACAAACAAAAUAUGAAAAUCGAUUAAAAUUUGUUCGAGGUUUUGGAACAAUAAUACCUAUAAUAGAACAACAUUUAAUUCUUGUAUUAUAAUAUGGUUAAUGGUGUUAUUACAUUCGAUUUACAGUACCGACGGGAUUCGACGGCGGACAGCCAACAGUUUUUGCCGGCGUUCGGGCCGCUGUUCAGCCAGCUCGGUAACGUCCGUCCGGCCAGGCUGUACGAGGAAGCCGACUAUCUGCCCGAACUGACGCCGUACCUGUCAGCCGCCUCGUCCAACCGGGAGAGCGCCAUGUUGGGUUCCGGCAACUUUGGCGUCAUACCGGGCGGCACGUACUACUCGGCCGGCGAGUCCGCUUCCAUAUCCGACCCGUACCUGUACGACGGCAACGGCCACAGAGGCCGACCGCACCGGUAAGCGUUUGGUGGCCCGGUCUGUUAUAAUAUUAUGGGGCGAUCGGGAAUCGGGCCGCAUUUCAUCAACCCGCUUCGUAUAAACAAUAUUUGUUUACGUAACGUUACCCGGCAUGUUUGGCCACGAAAUGUAUAACACAGUUUCAAAUAUAUUCUGAUAUUUUUUUUUUCGUUUUUUAAUAAAUUUAAAAUCAGUUUAAUUAGUCAGUCGAACGUGCUCAAUUCCUUUUUGAAUUCCUUGUUCAAAGUCGACAACACAACUAAUUGCGUUGUGUUGGCUCAAAUUCCAAACCACGAUCAGAAAAAUAGAGGAUAUUUAAUUUUAAUGGUUUUUUAUAAGAAUAUUUUUGUUUGUCUAUGAAGUAAACAAAAUACUUAAGGAACCUGUGAAUUAUUUUUAUAACCACGGAUAAAAAAUAAUUGAUAAAAAAGCACAGUAAAUUCAAAAUACCGAACAUAAUCAACAUUUUUGUAUACGGUAUCAUGCCGUCAACAUAAAUCGGUUCUAACGAACAUAAGAAAGAUAAAUUUGCAAUCGUAAAACAAAUAAUGAUAUGCUCAAUUAAUUUAUUUAUUUAUUAAUACAAAAUAUAGUUGUUUCUUGUAAAAAUAUCAGUUGUUUCUAAAUAGUGAUGUAUUUCAUUAAUAUUUUUCGGCAAUAUAGGUAAAAUGUACAUAUCUAUAUCAUAUAAAGUUUAUGUAUUUUGAUAAAAGUAAAUUAGUAUAUCUACUGAUGCACAGUUCCCAAAUUCUGAUAAAACUAUUUUGGACGGUCUUACCGAAGUAUCUUAUUAAGUAUCUAUUAUAAAUAUUAUAUUCAUAUAUUAUUUUAAUUAAAAUCUACUAAAAUAUAUUAAAAUAUAGUGACCCAAUCACUGGGUCUACCUGUUAGAUAUGUAAAAUUUAAGUGGCCCAAUUACUUUUUUUAAAAAAAAUGUUUAUUGUGGCCCAAUUCCAGGACGAACAUAUUGUAAUGUUAGUACCUACACCUACAAAAUAUACCUACCGCGGCACCAGUGGCGUGGUCCGGAAUAUUCUAUGCCUUCUAUGUCAACCCUCAUCUAGUCUCCACUCUACCAUCAAGUGGCAUAUGUAUAAAAUAUUUUCAGGGUGGCCUAUAAUGGACAGUGGUUGAUAAUUAUUCCAACUUAAAAUUAUAUACUUAUAAUACCUAUUUAAAUUUUAAAAUGUAGAAUGUAUACAAUAUAGAUAUGGCAUAGUAAGGUUAUACAUUAUUUAUAACUAAACUUAAACUUUAAAGAACAAAACUGUUAUCGGUGUGUCGGACGCUGAAAACCAUUAUUAUAUAUUCAUGCCAUGUUAUUUCAUCAAUGGGGUGGGAGAAAAAUAUUAUAACCCAGUGGCGUCAUCUGGAUCGCGCAAGAUAUUACAUUUGAACAUUUUAAAUCCAAUAUUCGAAUAAUUCGAUCCAUUAUAAAUUGUUUUCCUGGAUACAGUGCAACUAUUUCUGGUUUACAUAUUUCAUUUUUAAAUUAAUAUUCUCUUCUUUUUUAGAUUUGAAACACAAAAAAAAAACGAUUAGGACAUUAUGUAGAUAUUUAAAUUCCUGAUGUUUCGUGUAUGAAAGUUUAUUAGCUAAUUUUGUAAUGUUUUAUUAUAAAUAAAGUUAAAUAAAUGUAUUAGAAAAUAUGUGGAUUAUUUUAUUUCCGUUUUGUUGGAAAUUCUAAACAGCAUUUGUGGUCUGUAUAAACGUAUAUAUAUUAAAAAAAUUAAUUGAAAUGACGUCACUGGUCUAACCCCAAAUCUCUACGCCAAUAUACGCGUUACCCAGAUACAGGGAUUGUUUUGGGAGUUCAAACCCCCCCAAAAAUUAAUAGUUGUGUAAUUUAUUUAUACAAAUUUUAUAUUUUUUAUAAAUAUUAAUAAUAUUGAUUAUUGUAAAUUUGUUAUGAACCCCUCCCGAUUUUUUUUUUAUGUACGUGCCCGGCGAUACCUAUAUAUAAUAUUAUAAGCUACAUGUAACCGGAACCGAUUUUGUGUCCGCAUUAGUUUUAUAGUUAAAUUCGAUAUUAUUGUACAACAUUUAUCGGUUUAAUAUUGUGUAACAUCAUUUGUUUAUCUAUGUAUAGGUUUUCUGGAAAUCCAAGACCAUCACCGUUCCGCGACCCGGAGGACUUCUUCGCGGGAUUCCGAGAUUUCGCCGACAUAACGGCGCCUACUAAGUCGUCGUUCUCGCAAUAUCACAUGGUGUACGCCCCGAUGGAAGAUUUGCCGACUAGCGAAGAAAAGUUCAAGUCGAAACAGAAGAGGAAGUUAAGCAAACAUUUAGAAAACGAAAAAGACAAAACGAUCAAGGCUAAAAGAAAAAUGCACGCAGGUGAAAAAGAACUGUACGAACCUAUGAUCGCACUUAGUUAGUUGACGCGGUAAAACAUACCUGAGGAAUUAUUAUGAUAGAGAUAAUAAUGUUUUUCUUAUUUUUUUUCUCAAAGUACAAAAUACGGACGACUUUCUUUCUGUUGAUCGCGUAGAUGAAACUAUAUAUGGAAGUACGAUCCAUAUACAUACGAAAGUUUAAAGACUCUAUAGAUAUAUGAAAGUUUAAUAGCUCGAGUAUAAUAAAUGUCCGCAAUAUCGUUUUCACUUUUAUACGUGUAAAAUGAUUUAUUUAAUAACAUAAUAUAUUAUUUAGAAUACAGAUAUAUACCAAAAAAAAACACGUUUUUCCAACGUAUUAUAAUUAAUAUAUUGCUAUGCGAGUAUACCUUUCAGUCAUACAAGGUUAUGUUCAAUUAUUAUACAUAUACUAAUUUGCUGGAAUUAUUACAACUAUUAUUUUAUGUUAUUGUAUAGACUAUUAUAAUUAAUUAUAACGAAUAUGUACGUAGGAAAUUAUAUAAUGUAUACCUAUACCUAUUACCUAUUAUAUAGUUUUAUACUGUUUUGUAUGUGUACUAAUAUAAUAUAACAUUAAUAAUUAAUAAUAAUAAUGAUUUGUAAAUAUAUUAUAUUUUAAAUAAAUGUUAAUAUUGUUUAAUAAAUAUUAUCAAGUUGGUUUUUUUUCGGAUCCGAGACAUGUGAAGAAAAUUUGAUACAGCGAUAGAUUCAUUAUUAUAUUCAAUGUUUUCAACGAAUCCGUAUCGAUAUAUAUAUAUAUAUACCGUUUUUGUUAGAUACCGGAAAAAAUCGAUGGGACUAAUUAUUAGAUCUGACAAAUCGAACAAUUAAUAUCAGCGUUCAAAUCACGGAUUUAGAUACUAUAGCAACGUCUAUAGAUAAUAUUUUAGAUAUUUAUUCUGUGCUAUGGUUGUACAAUGAUCAACGAUAUAAGUAUAACGGCACCAAAGAUUUUCAUCAAUAAUUUAAAAAAGUUGCGCUAUAAAAUCCACAGUUAUCUAUGUAGUUAAUAGAUAACCGUGAUGAAAUCAUAAACACGAUUUAAUAAAUACAAUUAUCUAUGCAUAAAACUCCCAACCCGUCUCUGAUGCAAAAAAGUAUUAACUUUUCUCGGAAUAUUUUUUUUAAAAAUGAUAAUUAAAUAUUUUAAAACUAUUUAUUUCUUCAUCUACUUGUUUAAAAAUUCUAAAAAAGUUAAUACUUCCCGAGAUAAUGGAUAACGACCAAUGUUAGAAAUGAUAAAAAUUAAAAUAUCCUAAGGCAGAACCUAAAAUACAUCCCGAAUUCCCGACAAAGAACCAAAUACCAAUGGGCAAAAUGGCUCUAUUUACCACCUAUGAGUAUACUUAUAGGUGAAUGUAAGAUAAUAGAUAAAUCGCUUAUAGCAGAUUUUGUGUUGCCUUUCAACGGUCAAUCAGUAAAUCGGUCAACUGGCACCCCCUAAGAAAACCGGCUGUAUCUCGGAAAGUUUAAAAGCACAAAAAUCGGGAUUAACAGCACAAAUCAGCACAAAAAAAGGCCAUUGGUUUCAUUUCAUAAUUCAUUGACGAGGGUGCGAGGAUAAAAGUCGUAAUAUUUUACUAAUAUAUUUCAUACAUUAUCUUGUUAAUCAUCGGUUUUUUUUCAAUUUUUCAAAUUUGAUGAGAAAACUCCUGAGCAAAUCAAAAAAUUACUUUCCUAAAUUACCACCCCAAGAAAAUUAACUUUCAGAAAAGAGUCUACAUCGUAUACAUAGGAGUAAGCUUUCUGGUAGAAAAAUUAUUCACAUAAAAAAAAAAAAACAAAAAUAUUUGUAAAACCAAUACAUUCUUCUCUCCACUCAGAAUCUAAAAUAAAUAAAAAUUCGAUCGGAUACCGAAAAAAAUAAAAAAUAAAAAUACAUUACGUAAUACAUUUACGGCACGAUUUAUUUUACAUUUUUAAGGUUUAUGUUUUCUACCAGAAUAACUACACACAAAAAUAUUAUUUACGUAUGUGAGUACCAAUGGGAAAUUUUAAUUCUCUUGAAUAUCAAUUGAACAGUCCAAAUUUCAAAUGUGACGGCACCAAAUCAAUGGAUUCGAGAAUUCGCCCGAUAUUACACAGGUUUAUAGUAUAAUUAGGUAACUGACUACGAGAGCGAUCUGUAGUUGUUCGCACGAAACCCCGGGGCUAAAUAAAGAACGGUUAUAAUCAAUUCUCGUGUGUAUUUACUUUCUCUGACUGUCGUGUAUAAAGUAUAUUAAGUAUUCAUAAUAUCUUUAAUAAAUGUAGUUGACCCUGAAUUGACGCGUGGCCAUCAUAAAAUUCAGAUUUCGAUUUCCGAUGUAACGUUAUUCAUUUACUCGUUUCAAAUAACCAAUAAAAAACAAACACGAGAAAUAAAUAUAACUAUGAUCGCGUUCGUUUUUCUAUUAUUUAUUUCAAUAUAUUAUAUUAUUAUAAUAUUCAAAUAAGAUAUUCGUUUUAUAUUGAAUCAAUCGGAUUGUUUUUUUUUUCAAAUUUUCUCCAAUAAUAGAGACUAUUGGACUUUAUCAGACCUGUAGUAUUUAGAAAUUGUAUAAAAUAUUAAUUUUAAUAUAUUAUGGCGUUAUGAUUGCUUUAUUUUAAAUUUGUACGGUAUAUGUUUGCUACCAGAAAUACUUGUCUAAUAAGUUGGUGAAUAAGAAAGUCAUUAUUGAUUUCUCAGGAGUUUUCUCAACAAAUGUGAAAAACCGAAAAAAAAACUGAAAAAAUUGGAAAAUGUAUGAAAUGUACGUAUUAGCAUCUAUGGUAUUUGUUAAAAAAAACUGUAUUUUUUCCAGUGAACAACUUUUCUACCAGCAAUUUUGCAUAUGAUGUAAAUCUGAAAGGAAAUAUGACUGGGAAGGUACUUUAGGGAGGUAGUUAUUUGAUUUUCUCAGGAAAUGUGAAAAAUCGAAAAAAACGGGAAAAUUGGAUCAAUAUUAAACAAAUAUUAAAGAAAAUACAUAAUGCCUAUUUAAUUAUUUUACCAUAAUAUGACAGAUACCAUAUUGUUGACAAAGCAUCAUUUUCAACUGAACUUCGCUCAGAAUCGUUUUUUUGUUUGCAAUGGUUUAUCGUUACUUCCAGAUAUACAUUGAAUUUCCUUUUGUAUCCUACCUUCCCAAUUUUUUUUAUACUUUUCCGGUUUUUCCGAUUAUUAAAAAAAUAUAAGGAAAAUCUAAGUUCAAAUUUCUUAUUCAACAACUAGAUUAAAAAUAUAACAAAAAAGAUCUCUAGACGUUUUUUUAUUGAAGCAAUAUUUCUGAUAGGAAACAUAAGUUGCAAAAAUCAUGAAUUUGUUGCGCCAUAAAUAUUUGAUUUGUACAAUUUUCCUACAAAAUAAUUGCCAUGUAAAUUAUAAUAUCUUUGCUUUAUUAUCUUCCUUGAUAAUGUGAUAACAGGCUGAUAGAUAACUGCAAUCAGUAAUUAGUUUUCAAGAAUCAAAACGUGUAUUUUGUUUAUAUCUAUGUGCUUUUCUGUUCUGUUUGUAAGCACGUGAUAGUUUCAUAACAUCUGUACUUAAUACGGUAAUUUUAACAUUGUAGUUUUUUCUAUUCUGAAUAACUUGUGGUAUUUUUAAUUAAAUUUUAAAUAUAUUUAUUCCGUAAUAAACUAAUUUGUUAAUUUAUUUUUGUUCUGUUAAAUUUGUCCAUGUAAGUACCUAUUUAUAUGAAAAAAUAAUAUAUCCGAUAUCCAUAUUAAUGAAUCGUCCAAAUAAUUAAUAUUUUCUACUGAUACAUAAUAUUAGUAAAUUAUUUGUUUUAUUAUAGAUUACCUCAACCAAAUGGUUGUGUUCACCUGUAAUAACUGUGGUGAUUCAGUUAAUAAACCUAAGGUAGAGAAACACAUACAAUAUGAAUGCAAACGCAAACAUUUUGCUGUUAGCUUCUGUUGUGUCGACUGUUUAAAGGAUUUCAAGUGAGUUAUCAUCAAAUUUUUUGUAUAGUACAAUAGGCACAUCAGAUAGGUAGAUAAAAAUAUUUGAGUAUAAAAUAUGUUAUUUUAAUUUAUAUAGCUUAGUAACUUUUUACAAAAGAAGUUUUUAGUAUCGUUGUUCUUUAUAACAGAUAGGUUCUUAUAUAAAACAAAUACCUAAUUUCGAUACAAAUAUCAUUAGAUUAUAACUUUUGAAAUAUUUAGCUUGUUAAAUGAUUUUUAUUUAUUUUAUUACUUGUCUUCUAUACCAAUUAUGUAUACGAACUUAAUUCAACAUUUUAGAGUUUAGAAUACUUUUAUUGUCUUGAAAUUAAUUUGAUACGUUUGAGUACCUAGUUGUAAAACCAAUUAUAUUUUUCAAAUAAUUCAAUAUUGCCUUCUUCAUCUCAACUAUUUGGAGUCAGCCACCCGCUUUCUAAAUUUUCACUUAACCUGAACUCCUAACUUACAUAGUACACCAGUUGACCUUGUAAAUUUCAAUUGUAUCCAACGACCUCUUUUCCAGUUUUCCUCUCUACCUAUAUCCACCUACUUUUAUUUUCAUUACAAUUACAGAUUGCUUCAGAUUCCUCUCCCUGUACCAUGCUUAAAUUAUCUCAGUCAUUUAUGCAACUUGGCAUUAGUCUUAUCAGUAUUUUCUUGUCAUAUAAAACACUCGACAUUUCUCUCUACUUUAUCCAACUACACUUAAUCCUGUGUUCACAUCCUCAUGAAAACCACCAUUCUUUUAUUCAAAAAAUCCUAGGUACUUAAAAUUCUCAACUUUGCUUAUUACAAUACCACUUAGUUAUCAUCGUUAGCUAUCUUGCCCUGUUAUUCCAAAUUCAUACUUUUUUCUUUCUUUUUUUUUUACUUCCACUUAUUCUUAGUCCCUUUCUUUCAAGUCUUAUCCUUCAUUAUUCAAGUAUAUUGUUAACUUAUUCCAGAUUUUCUUCUAUCAAAGCUAUAGCAUCUGCAAACAGAAUGCUUCAUAACACCUCCUUUCUACCUGUUAUCCCAACACACAUCUGAGAUAGGACAAUCACCCAAAGGUCUUAUAUAGUACCACUCAUAUUGGUUGACAGAAUUUUUUACCUUUUUGCUCUAAUGAAACCCUAUUUGUCCUCUCUUAUGACAAGUGUAGGUACUACGAGAGUAUUCUUUAAAUUCAAUUUAACAAAGAUGUAUCAGAUAAAAUUAUAAAAGUUUAAAAAAUAAGAAACCCUUAAACUCGGGUAUUGUCAAGUUAAUAAUAGCAAGUCAUAGAUAUAUAGUCGGAUACUUAAAUUAAUAUAAUAUAAUAACUUCAACAAAUAGUGAUUUUUUAAUUUUAAAUUUAAGUUAACAAAAUAAAAAAACAAUGGUAAUAUUUUAGUAUUUGUAUACAAUAAAAUGUAACUAUUUUUGUUGAAAUUGAAAUAUUUAAAAUAGCUUAUAAUAAUAUUUAACUAGGUAUAUUAUAUUAAUAUAGUUUUUUGUGAAAACUAGUAAAAUUUGUAUUAUUCAUCAAAUAUUGUUUAAAAAUGUAUAAUUAUUAAUUUGUUAUUUGUAUUUCAGUUUUGAGACCGUUAAAAGUCAUUGUCAAUGUGUGACAGAAGAAGAGAGGUACUCUGCCAAAGGAUUUGUUCCUAAAGCAUCAUCAGAAAAAGGAAAACGCAAACAAGCUGGUUGGGUGGAUAUUGUACAGUCUGUAAUUAAUAGAAAGGAUUUACCUAAUGACGAAAGACAAUUUUUGAAUAUUAUAGCCAAGUUUGAUAAUGUACCAAGAAAAAAAAACAAAUUUCAGGUAAAAAUUAAAAUUAAAUAAUUUGCUUAUAAUAACUGAUUUUUAAUUUCGAUUAUUUGGUUCUAGAACUUUUGUUUUUCUACUGCACCUGCAUAUAGAAAAAAAGGGUAUUUGGUGGAUAAAGUAUUUGAUAUGAUAGAAGCAGAAUAUAAAGCACAGCAAGUCCAAAAUUCAACUGAAAAACCAGCUGAUUCUAGCAAAAUUCAAAAUAAAAGUGAUACAGAUAGUUUAGAGAUAAAUAAUACAGUUCAAGCCGAAACUUCGGAAAAACCAAAAAAAAAGAAGAAAAGUGUUGCUAAUGACAAAAUUGAAAAUAUUCACAACGAAAAUGAAGAAACGUCUAAGAAAGAAAAGAAAAAACGGAAACAAUCUGUUGUUGAAGUAAAGAAUGAUGAACUUGAGUCAAAAUCUGACGAUAUUAAAAAUGCUGAUAAAAAAACCCAAGAAACGCCAAAAAAAGAAAAGAAAAAAAGAAAACGGUCUCUUGAUGAAGUUGAAAAUGAAAUAAAAACAAAAUCUGAAGAAAAUAUCAAACCAGUGUCAGAAAAAAAAAAGAAAAAAGGUAAAAAUAACUCUGUGGCUGAAGAAAAUUUGGAUAUAAAUGAAACAAAUAAUAUUCAAACACCUUCUAAAAAUAAAAAAAUUACUGAUGCAGGAACCAAUGAGGAAAAUGGAAUUGUUAACAGAAAUGAGGAAUUACAAAUCAAUAAAAAAGAAAAAAAAACAUUAAAAAAAAAAAUGAAGUACCAACAAGAAUUGGCAAUUGUUUCUAGUGGUAUUGUAGAAGUAGAUAAGGAACCAGUAUCAAAAAGUAAAAAAAGAAAGCUAAUUGGUAAUGAAGAAAAUGAAGAACCACAACAAAAAGCAUUAAAACUUGAUAAUGGUUUGUUAAAUUAAGUUUUAUUUUAUUGUUAGUUGUAGUUUUAAAUGUUGAAUGAUUAAUUUAAUACUUUUUUGUAUGUUUUUAUAAUUAUAGAAGAGACACAAAAAAUCUCGGGAGUACAGUCUCGACGUAAAUUUGAUUGGAACGAAGUUAUAACACAAGUAUUGCAAAGUAAAAAAAGCAAAAAAACAUCAAUAACUAAAGUAAUGAAAAGAGUUAUGAAUGAAUAUCAUCAUUUAAAUGAAACAACUAAAAAAUCCGAAAAUGAAUUAGAAAAAAUAUUUUUGAAAAAAUUGAGGAAAAUGAAAAAUGUUACGAUUGAUAAUGAUAAAGUACAAUUAGUAGGAUGUUGA